AUGGAAAAAAUUUGGAAUAAAAAAUGUAAUCCGAACCGGUACUAUAUUUAUUUAACCUGGCAAGCAAAAACCGCGAUAAAAGCAAACCCAUUCCGGCCCGCAACCCCCGCAAAUAAAUUUAGCUUUAACGGUUUAAUAUUAAAAGCAUACCAAAAAUUUACCAAAGCUUAA
Gaeumannomyces tritici R3-111a-1 is the source of this 171-nucleotide messenger RNA. RefSeq lists its product as hypothetical. The transcript has 3 exons. The coding region runs from base 1 to 171 and encodes 56 amino acids. Lineage: Eukaryota; Fungi; Ascomycota; Sordariomycetes; Magnaporthales; Magnaporthaceae. The record is from RefSeq and is a predicted model, not a curated record.